Molecule: messenger RNA, 1385 nt
Organism: Aspergillus candidus
Lineage: Eukaryota; Fungi; Ascomycota; Eurotiomycetes; Eurotiales; Aspergillaceae
Exons: 1
Coding region: 100-960 (286 amino acids)
Source: RefSeq, a predicted model, not a curated record
CUGCACCAGCCACUCCCCUCUUGAUUCUAGAAGAUACCCCAAUCGCUUCAAAACCCGAACCCCUCACUCCUUUCCUCUCUCCCUCCAACAACGACCACCAUGUCAGAACGACAAGAACGACAAAACCCACCACUGCAACAACCCCCACAGGAUCCCAACCCCGAUGAUCGACCAGGGACUCCACCCCGCCCGCCUUAUUCCCCCGUAACACCCGUGUUCGCCCACCUCGCCCCCGUCCCAAAUCUCCCCACCGGCGUCGCACCGCCCAUCGUCCCGCCCGCGACCUCCCCCUCCCCAACCACACGACUCGCCUCCGAUGCCUCCAUCGCGCCCGAUCUGCCUCCGCCCGCUGAGCCCGCCGCCAGCGCACCGCUGUUCGCGCCCGCGGAGCCGGCGCCCGUGCCGAUCUCCGAAACCGACAACCCGGACGCCAUCGCGCUCCGCUCGGCGCUCUCCAUCUUGCAGAUGCAGAAGCAGCAGAGCUUACGCGAUAUCCGUGCCCUGGAGCGACUGAAGACCGCGGCGGAUGCCGACCCGGAGGCGUUUGCGCGUGAGCUCGCGGCGGGACGGCUUUCCGCUGCGGAUCCCGGGGGGUUUGUCAACUUUACGGCCGAUGAGGAUGACGAUGAGGAGGAGGAGGAGGAAGAGGGGGGGCGCCGGGAGGAAGGUGGUGGUCGGGCCCGGCUGGAUACAAUACCCACGCCGCAGAAUGUGGUCCGCAUGCCGCCCGUCAACUGGGCCAAGUAUCAGGUAGUCGGCGAGCCGCUGGAUAGGAUGCACGAGGAACAGCGACGGCGGCCACUGGCGGGGGACCCGAGGCGGGAUUCAUCUGCGCAACAGCCGUUGCAGCAGCAAAGAGCGCCGGAGCAUCUGCUUGCGUCGCCGUAUCGGCCGCUGGUGGAUAGACUAGAAACGCCGGCGGAGAGGGCCAAGGCGGAAGGCAAGAACAAGAAGACGUGAGGGAGGAAUGGUGGAGAUCGUAUCUGGUGUGAAUGAAGCUACUAGACUAUGGUACAGUACAAGUUCCAUAUGGUACAGUACCGCUCCGUAUCCAUCGACCUUUGACGAUUCAUGACGCAUCCAUGGUCCAACUGCAACACGAAAAUCUUCGGUCGCGUCGUCCCCUAGUAUGUCCAGCAAUUCGUGUUCAACUGUAUUCGAGACAGAAACAAGAACAACAAAGCCAGACAAGAAGGGCCCUCAGGCCGCCGCCGCCGACGAACGGUAGCAGCAGCAACGACAGCAACUUAGAUGUUCCUCAGUCCCGAAGUGAUCUCGUUCAUCUUCACAAGGAAUUUUUCAUGGGCAUCAAUGACUCUCUGCAACUGACGCUCCUCGAGGGUCUUUUCCUUCUUACCGCCUCUCUUCUUUCUGUGGCCGUCGUC